UCUUCGAAUUGACGAUUCACUGAAUGGUUCUUCCUCGUGAAUGAAUCCCUCCGGCGCCGGGAUGUGUGGCGCUCCUCCAUGUAAGAAUCAUCCUCCGCGGCGGCAUUCCAAUUGCGAGAUUUCUCUCCUCGAUCGCCGCCAUGGGCUACAGGAGCUGCCUAUCGCUGCCGGUGGCGGUGGUGUUGAUGCUGGUGGGAUUUGUCUACUACACGGUGGUAUUUCUAGUCCUAGAUCCGUGGCUUGAUCUGGCCACCGCGAAUGGCCUCGCCAAUGCCCUCGCCUUCACUGCUACCACUCUCAUGGCGCUGGUUUCUUACGCUCUAGCGAUUCUCAGGGAUCCAGGGGAGAUUCCUUCUUCAUAUUUGCCCGACGUGGAGGACUCCCAGCAAGCUCCUCUCCAAGAAGUGAAGCGCAAGGGGGGAGAUUUGCGCUACUGUCAAAAAUGCAGAGUCUACAAGCCACCGCGAGCCCACCAUUGCCGAGUUUGCAAGCGUUGUGUUCUCCGGAUGGAUCACCAUUGUUUGUGGAUCAACAACUGCGUCGGUCACAACAAUUACAAGUCCUUUUUCCUGUUCGUCCUCUACAUCACCUCAGCAUGCAUCUACUCUCUGGUGGUGCUUGGCUUUCACGCGGUUGACGAGUUUGAGAGAGCUCUAGAGGUCGUGGCAGUGGAGGAUGACGCAGCGAUCGUCCAGCCGGUCAAGGCAUCUGUGGCUACUGCCUCUCUUCUAAAGAUAAUUUGCGGCAUCGUUGUUAUUCCCCUCUCCGUUGCACUAUCGGGUCUCCUGGUCUGGCAUAUCUACCUUUCCUUACAUAACAGAACCACAAUUGAGUACUACGAAGGGGUACGUGCAAAAUGGUUAGCACACACCUCCGGACCUUAUAGUCAUCCAUACGACCUUGGAGCUCUUUCAAACAUUUUGGUACUCUACGUCCAGGUUUUGGGCCCCAAAGCGUCGUGCUGGUUUUGCCCGAUGGCAGUAGGACACAUUGGAUCCGGCCUGCAUUUCAAGACCUCUGGAAAUGCCGCGGGGAAGUUAUAGGUACCGAUUUUACACAGCCCGAGCAGUUUUACGUCCGUUGAGAAGAUAUGUGCAAGAAGAACGUAGCCAGCUCCAUCGCCCGGGCUCAACUCAAGGAUAGUUUCAGUGGCCCGCGCUCCGAGCUCAAGAUCGCCGUGGCUCCGACAGGUACGAAGAAUGGAAGUCAGCUCGAGAGCGUCUGGUGCAAAAGGCAUACUGGAAACAAGAUCGUGAGCGUCUUCCAAGUGGCCGGCACGACCGAGCAUGUCCACGACGCACGUAUAGUGGUGCUUGGAAGGCCGCGUUUUAAAAUCCAAGCUCAUCGAGACGAAGCAGCGCACUCCAUCGUAAACCCUCCCGGCGUGGCCGCAAGCUAGCAGGGCCAGCACAAAGCACGUCUCGUCAGGUGUAGACGUGGUUUUGAUCGAGUGGAACGUCUCUAUAGCUCGGUGGAAGUAGCCGCUGUGAGCAAGGCCAGCGAGCAUCACGCUCCAGGCAACCAGGUCUCGCUGCUCCAUCCGCUCCAGGAUCUUGGUGGCCCGAUCGACGAAACCAUUCUGGAAGUUCGCAGCCAGGAGAACAGUCCAGGAUAUCAAAUCUCUCGCAGGCAUUGCUCCAAAGAGGCGCAGUAUCUCGCGAAAAUUCUCAAAGUUGGCGGAGCCUGAGAGGAUCGAGUUCCAGGCCUUCAAGUCGUGCUCCGGCAUUGCCGAGAAGAUUUGCUUGGCCUCUUCUAAAUGCCCGUGCUGCGCGAACGAGGAAAGAAUAGUGUUCCAGGAAACUAUAUUUCUCUCUGGCAUGACUUCGAAGACUUGCCUUGCUUCUUCCAGAGAGCUUCCAUUCAAUAUAACAUUCCAUGACACCAAAUC
Messenger RNA from Selaginella moellendorffii, 1888 nucleotides. RefSeq names its product probable protein S-acyltransferase 16. Gene Ontology annotation, molecular function: palmitoyltransferase activity. The transcript has 7 exons. Bases 141 to 1043 code for a protein of 300 amino acids. NCBI's taxonomy places the organism in Eukaryota, Viridiplantae, Streptophyta, Lycopodiopsida, Selaginellales, Selaginellaceae. The record is from RefSeq and is a predicted model, not a curated record.